Cryptomeria japonica (Japanese cedar) is the source of this 1707-nucleotide messenger RNA. Its product is annotated as acetylornithine aminotransferase, mitochondrial. The record is from RefSeq and is a predicted model, not a curated record. Gene Ontology annotation, cellular component: chloroplast stroma. Gene Ontology annotation, molecular function: transaminase activity; pyridoxal phosphate binding; identical protein binding. Gene Ontology annotation, biological process: arginine metabolic process. The transcript has 3 exons. NCBI's taxonomy places the organism in Eukaryota, Viridiplantae, Streptophyta, Pinopsida, Cupressales, Cupressaceae. The coding region runs from base 134 to 1591 and encodes 485 amino acids.
CACAACCUCCAUUAUCAAACUUUAGCACUUAUUUUUUCCUAUAAAUUUGUUGCUCAUUCUCUGAAAUUUUUUCAGAACCAUCGUAUAAAUGUGUGAUGAUCUUUAUAGCUCAGAUAAAAUUCUCAGCUAGUAAAUGGCUUCUUUGGUUUUUCAGAGUACUCUGAAUCAUGGGCUCUUCCGCUCUCAGAUAGAAUCCCGGGAAGCCCAUAAAUCAUGGUUUUGUCAAAGUUCUAGGGAUUUUAAAUUGAAAAAGCCCAAUAAUAGAAAAUACGCUGGUGGAGUGAGAGUAUUUUCUUGCCUUGUCACUGACUCUAGAGAAAAUACUUCUUCUUUGAAGAAUCUGGUGGAUAAUACAGGGUUGGGGAUUGGUGGAGGGAGCAGGGAAGUUAUAGAAGCUGAAGGGAAGUAUUUUGUGAGGAAUUAUGCUAGGUUCCCUGUUGUAUUUGUGAGGGGACAAGGAUGCAAAUUGUAUGAUGUGGAGGGAAGAGAGUAUUUGGAUUUGACUGCUGGCAUUGCAGUGAAUGCCCUUGGCCAUGCGGACCCUGCUUGGGUGAAAGCAGUUACAGAACAAGCAGCUACACUCACUCAUGUCGCUAAUCCUUUCCAUACAGUGCCACAGGUGAAGCUGGCAAAGCGUCUUAUAGAAUCAUCAUUUGCUGACAGGAUUUUCUUUGCAAACUCUGGUACUGAAGCCAAUGAAGCAGCAAUCAAAUUUGCAAGGAUAUACCAAAAGACCGCGAGACCAACCAAAGGAAAACAUGCUACAGAAUUUCUUUCUUUCACAAAUAGCUUCCAUGGAAGAACAAUGGGAACCCUUGCUUUAACCAGCAAAGAGAAGUACAGGACUCCCUUUGAACCAGUCAUGCCUGGGGUGACAUUUGUGGAAUUUGGAAAUGUGGAAGCAACAAAAGCAAUAAUUCAGCUUGGCAAAACAGCAGCCAUUUUUGUUGAACCUGUUCAGGGAGAAGGAGGAAUAUACAGUGCUACAAAUGAAUUUCUGAAAGAAUUACGUUCUCUUUGCAAUGAUGCAGGUGCCUUGCUUGUUUUUGACGAGAUUCAAUGUGGGCUGGGCCGAACAGGACAGCUUUGGGCACAUCAAGCAUAUGAUGUGCAGCCAGACAUAAUGACUUUGGCAAAGCCAUUGGCAGGAGGUUUGCCCAUUGGUGCUGUUCUUGUAACAGAAGAGGUGGCUGCAGCUAUAGGUCCUGGUGAUCAUGGAAGUACUUUUGCUGGUGGGCCUCUUGUUUGCCAUGCUGCUCUUGCAGUGUUGGAUAGAAUUCAAGAAACUGGGUUCCUGGAAAGCGUAGCUAGGAAAGGGCAGUAUUUAAAAGACUUGCUAACCAAAAAGCUGGCGAACAAUGUUCAUGUGAAAGAAAUCCGUGGUUCAGGCCUGCUUGUAGGUAUUGAGCUUGAUGUCUCUGCUUCACCUCUAGCUGAUGCCGCUCUACGUGCUGGUCUCCUGAUUCUAACCGCUGGUAAAGGAAAUAUUGUUAGGCUUGUUCCGCCUCUUAUUAUUUCAGAAGAAGAGUUGGAAAAGGCAGUGGACAUUCUAUCGAAAAUUAUUAAGGUUCUUGAUGAAAUUACACCAUGAAAGUGAAUUGUAAGCAAGUUCCCAAAGGACAUGCAGAGUUCCCAAAGUUGUGGAAUUAAUAUCUUGUUAUUUGAUGCUCAUAUAUAUCAAUGCAAUAAAGUAUAUUAGUUCUGCUA